UCCUCUCAGACCUCAGGCCGAGAGUGAAAGUGUAAGCGUCGUUCGUCUACACGUCUGCUUGGAAUUUCGCUUCUCGCGCGUUUAAUCGCGAACGUGUAGCCACGCCAGUGGCGGCUGGCACGUUAUCGAUCGCCGAGAUGUCAUUGUCGACCAAGGUUUCUGUGAUAUUGAUCCUCAUCUUACGUGCAUCAUCGACAAAAGCGGACUUUGAGGACCAUUUCAAGGACUGUCAUCCAAACGUGUCAGGAUUCGACGAAUGUAUACGAGAAGGGUUAAACGCAAUUCGACCUUACUUCAAAACUGGCCUCCCCCAGUACAACGUAGACCCUAUCGAUCCAUUUUUCGCGAAAGAAGUGUCAGUAUCGCGAGGAGUGCCCAAUUUAGGUUUCACCUUGACGCUGAAGAACGUUACCGAGAGUGGAUGGGUUAGGAGCAAGGUGACGAAAUUCGUCAGCGACUUCACAAAUUAUAGAAUAGUAUACACUCAGAGUUUCCCAGACAAAUACUUGUCAGGUUGGUAUGAGUUUAAAGCUACAGCACUGAGCUCCAGCAUAAGCAACAGAGGAAGAUUCACAUUGGAUCUUUACGAUCUCAUUCAAACGACAACCAUCACCAGAAGACCAGGGGAAAAGAUUCGAGUCAGCGUGGAUGUGCAAAAGAUCAGAGAUUUGAAGCUCCAUAUCUCAAAUUUGCUGUACGGUCACAAAAUGCUGGAAAACAUACUUGACAAAAUAAUAAAUGGCACGUGGCAACCAGGAUUCGUGUUUACCAGACGCAUAAUCAACGAUCUUGUCUCUGCCGCGUUUACAGAGGGCUUUCAGAAGUCCUUUUCCAAUUUUCCUUUCGAGACAAUUAUCAAGCCGAAGCCUGUUACCGGUUGAUGAAAAUUUUGAUUCGAACGACAAGGCACGACAAUGAACAAAAGCACUCAUUUCGGUGAAUCGUGGAAAAAUUUUUUAUUAAUGAUGGUAAUUGUUAUUAUGGUAAUUAAAAUUUUUUAUUAUGGUAAUUAAAAUUUUUUAUUUAAUUACCAUAUAUUUGAACUUGCAUUUUUUGAAAAAGUUUGACGCACGUUUUACAGGAAAUCUUGCAUUACUCAUUGUUGACAUGUCAAUCAAUUUACCUCGAAUUUAAAAGGAAACGCGAGGAAGACUGUUCUCAGAAAUACUCAUUUAUUAUUUAUAGAUGUAACUUUUAUACCGAUUAUUUCAAAUAAUAUUUAAAUAAUAAUACAAAAAUGGUAGAACUUACGUAUAUAAUAUAGAGAAGGAGAGGAUGUAAAUUUCAUCCUUGAAAUGUCAGAAUGAUACAUGAAAAUCAACUAGAUAUUUAUUUUAAUUUAGAGGAAUUUCGAAAUAACUAUUUGUUGAAAAAAAGAAGAAGACAUCUCUGACAAGUGAUGACGAAACUAAACGAUAUGACUUAUUAUGCAACGAUAAUGAAUAUUGAAAUAGAUGAUGAAAAGACGAUGUAUUCAUUACGUAAAAAGACGCUGCGAUCUUCGUAGAAUUAAUCUUGCAAAGAAUUAAGAUUAUUUAUUUUGCAAACAUUUCCCUGAUUUUUUUGAAAUUUCUUUUGAUACAGAAUAAAUGGCGAACGAUAUACUUUGAUAGGCAAUGGGAUAUUGCAUGGUUUUUGCAAUAUACAAAAAGUAGAAAUAAUUCUCGCAAACGAAGAAACGAAGAUGGAUUUAUAAUGAUUUCUUUGCAACGAAGUCUCUUGCUUAUUCUCGGUCACUUUAGGAACAUUCUUUCAAUCUUUCGUCAAAAAAUUCAACGACAGAAUUUUAGCAAUUUCAUUCCUUUUCUCUACAAUGCAAUUAAUUAGAUUCAUCAUUUGAAUUGAUAUCUUAUUUUUAUAUUCGGUGGAGAUAAUUAUACACUUCUUAUAGACUUGUCGUAUAUUUGCCAAACAUUGUGAUAAAUUUCACUUUUAAAAACAGGAAUCGUCGAUCACUUGAAACUCUUGCAAAAUAAGAAGCAUUUCUGCAAGAUAUUCAAAUUGAUGAUCUUAUUUAAUCUAUUGAGGCCAUUUGGUUAUAUUUUAUUUACAAUAUUAUUAAAUAUAACCAACUUUCAUUUACAAUUAAUUUACAGUGUCAAAUUCCAUUAUUUAAUACUGAAGCUGCGAAAGAAAUUUCCAAGAAUCAAUCCUGAAAUAGUAUUGCACGAUUGUAAAUGAUUGUAGUAAUUCGUUUUGUCACGCUACAUUGGAUAUUCAAUUUUAUUCUUCAUUUCACACUCGCUGUGAUGGAGAUGCAAUCGAAUUAAAAAUUCCAAAAUUAUCUAAAAGAUUUUUAGGCUUCCCAACGCUCAACGACACUGGUUGAUAUUUUCUCAUCAUGACGUCCUCGACGUAGAUUUCAUAAUUUCGUAAAAUUUCAAGAAAUCGAAGUGUUUAUAAUCUCUUGGUUCUCAGUAAUUCACGAAAUGAACAAUCUAACUUUUCAGACACGUUCUCAAAUUUCCUCGAUCUGCCCGAACAGUACCUCGGUAUACGUGCAAUGCGAAGAUUCGCGAAGUAUGUCUAUUCUGUUCAUAUCCUUCGUUCUUUGAUAACAUCUUCGUGCGAUAGGACUGCGCAAUUGGCUUUUUACGAUGGCAAAUUACGAUUCAAGGGCUUCUCAGCAAUCGUGAUCUUCUCUUCUUCCGUUCGUGCUAACGAACGUAACGAAGCGAAUACGAGACUUUCUUCUUCUGUCGGGAUAGCCGUUCGCCUUGAGAGGCUGACGGUCUCUGACCUCGCAUUCUCUCUCGUGGUGCAUCGGCCCUCAUCGAACAUUCGUCGAUAAUUUGUGUCGAAAGGAAAUAGAUAACGGAGAAAAUGGCCGUCUCGUCGUUCUCUCUGUGACAAAGAAUAAGCAAAUAGAUCAUCGUCCAAUGUUCUUCAUUCGGUGGAUCAGAGAUUAAUUCAAAUUGCCACGUUUUUCUACAGUGGAUACACGAAAGCAGGUAAAAUUUUACGCGUAUAUUAUAUAAAAAAAAAAUUCGAAAAAAUUAUUAUCAUUGUGAUGAGAAACGACUAAAUGUAUCUAUAUUGGUACAAUUUGAACAUGUGUAUACAGAAGUUAUAAGAUACCUACUGCAGACAUUUAUAAAAAAUUAUUUUGUCAGUCAAAUAUUAUAUAGAGUAUAUAUACUAUACUCUGUAUAUUUUGUAUAUAUUUCCUUUCGUCACCUGCAAUUCUGCGCUUUAAAAUUUCCUAUGAAUGUCUGUUUUAUUGUU
Frieseomelitta varia is the source of this 3225-nucleotide messenger RNA. RefSeq lists its product as uncharacterized. The transcript has 4 exons. The record is from RefSeq and is a predicted model, not a curated record. NCBI's taxonomy places the organism in Eukaryota, Metazoa, Arthropoda, Insecta, Hymenoptera, Apidae. Bases 138 to 881 code for a protein of 247 amino acids.